This is a messenger RNA of Thlaspi arvense, 630 nucleotides long. The record is from the annotation of a GenBank genome assembly. Lineage: Eukaryota; Viridiplantae; Streptophyta; Magnoliopsida; Brassicales; Brassicaceae.
AUGGCGGCUAAUAACAAACUGAUCCUCGUGUUACUCUUCCUGCUUCCUCACAUCAUCUCCUCCUCGGCAACCGCCACGUCAGCAAAAGAAUACGACACGAAGGCCUACGUGGACUCGUGGUGUCGAACAACCUUAUACCCGAACCUGUGCGUCCGGUCGCUGUCUCGUUACGUGCGUUCGCGGGCAAUUCAAAAUCCACUGGACCUGGCCCGAUUCGCGCUCAAAGCGAGCCUCUACAGAGCAAAGUACACAAAGGCGUUCUUGUUAAAAGAGGUGACGAAGCUGGAGACGCUGAAGCCCCACUACUACGUGUUGGUCAACGAGUGUUUGACCCAGAUCAGAGACAGCGUGAACCAGCUGAGCCUAGCCAUAGCGGAGCUGGGCAGGGUGAACAGGAGAGGCGGGAAGAGCCAAGAAGACCUGCACUGGCACAUAAACAACCUGCAGACGUGGACAAGCACAGCUCUCACAGACGCCGAGACUUGCGUGAGUCAGUUCCCCGGGCGGAGGAUGAGCAAACUCAAGGCUACGAUUAAAGGGAAGGUGAAGAAUGUGGAGGAAACCACAAGCAACGCCCUCGCUUUCAUCGAGCACUACGCUGCUGCUAGGUACAGAGCCAGACGCCCCUAA